AUGAUUUCACGUAUUGGCUUAGGUUUAGUUAGACCAACUUCCCGUUCAAUUGUUAACACAAGCAGACUCGCUAGCAGAUGUGGUGCCAUGAGAGGUAUUUCCACUGUCAAGGCUUCCCACGAACAAGAACAAGAAGUUUUAGUGGCACAACGUAAGAACAGACCAACCUCACCACAUUUGACUAUCUACGAACCACAAUUAACCAUGAUCAUGUCUUCUUUGCACAGAAUCAGUGGUGUGUUUAUGGCUGCUGGUUUCUACGCUUUAACUUGUGGAUAUGCUGCCACUUCUAUCUUGAACAUUCCAUUUGAUGCUGCUACCUUAGUUGGUGCUUUUGCUGGUUUACCAGUAGCAGUUAAGAUUGCAGCUAAGAGUGCCAUGGCCUACCCAUUUGUAUUCCACGCCUUCAACGGUGUCAGACAUUUGAUCUGGGAUUUUGGUAAGGAAUUAACUAUCAAGGGUGUUUACAGAACUGGUUAUGCUGUUUCUGCCCUUACCGUCAUUAUCGGUACUUACUUGACUUUCUUCUAA
Debaryomyces fabryi is the source of this 531-nucleotide messenger RNA. RefSeq names its product succinate dehydrogenase cytochrome b subunit SDH3. Gene Ontology annotation, cellular component: membrane. Gene Ontology annotation, biological process: tricarboxylic acid cycle; mitochondrial electron transport, succinate to ubiquinone. The transcript has 2 exons. The record is from RefSeq and is a predicted model, not a curated record. The coding region runs from base 1 to 531 and encodes 176 amino acids. Gene Ontology annotation, molecular function: electron transfer activity; succinate dehydrogenase activity. NCBI's taxonomy places the organism in Eukaryota, Fungi, Ascomycota, Pichiomycetes, Serinales, Debaryomycetaceae.